Molecule: messenger RNA, 7662 nt
Organism: Acipenser ruthenus (sterlet)
Lineage: Eukaryota; Metazoa; Chordata; Actinopteri; Acipenseriformes; Acipenseridae
Product: tyrosine 3-monooxygenase-like
Exons: 13
Coding region: 28-1506 (492 amino acids)
Biological process (GO): dopamine biosynthetic process from tyrosine
Cellular component (GO): cytoplasm; axon; perikaryon
Molecular function (GO): tyrosine 3-monooxygenase activity; iron ion binding
Source: RefSeq, a predicted model, not a curated record
ACGCGACUAGUUUAAGGACAGACUCUCAUGAUGCCAACUUCAAACAGUUCCACUUCUUCAGAUAAAAUCUUCCGCAGGGCAGUCUCCGAACUGGACUCUAAACAGGUCGAGUCUGUUACGUCUCCUCGGUUCGUGGGAAGGAGGCAAAGCUUAAUCGAAGAUGCCCGGAAGGAAAGAGAAGCUGCGGCGGCGGCGGAGUCUGCUGAUUCCAGUGAUCAGAUUGUCUUCGAGGAGGAGGAGGAUGGAAAGGCCAUGGUUAAUCUCUUCUUUACCCUCCGAAGCACCAAAAACCCGUCUCUAUCCCGCACCUUCAAAGUGUUUGAGACUUUCGAAGCAAGGAUCCAUCAUCUUGAGACAAGACCCAGCAGAAAACCAAAAGACAAUUUGGAAGAUCUUGAGUAUUUCGUCCGGUGUGAAGUUCACGUGUCUGAUAUCAACACUCUCAUCAGCUCAGUCAAGCGAAUCUCUGACGACGUGCGCACAACCAAAGAGGAGAAGAUUCAUUGGUUUCCCAAAAAAAUUGCAGAGCUAGAUAGAUGUCACCACCUGGUAACGAAGUUCGACCCAGACCUUGACCAAGACCACCCAGGAUUCUCUGACCCUGUUUACAGACAGCGCAGAAAAGCUAUAGGUGAUAUAGCGUUCAACUACAAACACGGUGACCCCAUACCACGAGUAGAAUACACAGAAGAAGAAAUUGGCACAUGGCACGAGGUAUACUCAACCCUGAAGGGCCUCUACCCCACGCACGCCUGCAGUGAACAUUUAGAGGCCUUCAGGCUUUUGGAAAGACACUGUGGCUACAGCGAGAACAACAUUCCCCAGUUGGAGGACGUGUCACGCUUUCUUAAAGAAAGAACUGGGUUCCAGUUGCGCCCCGUUGCCGGCCUCCUGUCAGCCCGAGAUUUCCUGGCGAGUCUGGCGUUCCGUGUGUUCCAGUGCACGCAGUACGUGCGCCACGCCUCCUCACCCAUGCACUCUCCUGAGCCAGACUGCAUUCAUGAGCUUCUAGGCCACGUCCCCAUCCUGGCUGACAAAACCUUUGCACAGUUCUCUCAGAACAUCGGUCUGGCUUCCAUGGGAGCAUCUGAUGAAGAAAUUGAAAAAUUAUCAACACUUUACUGGUUUACAGUGGAGUUUGGACUCUGUAAACAGGGUGGCGUUAUUAAAGCCUAUGGGGCCGGAUUGCUGUCAUCAUAUGGAGAGCUUUUACAUUCUCUGUCAGAUGAGCCGGAGCUGAGGGAGUUCCAUCCUGAUGCUGCUGCUGUUCAACCAUACCAGGACCUGAACUACCAGUCAGUGUACUUUGUGUCAGAGAGCUUCGCUGAUGCCAAGGAAAAGCUCCGAGCCUACGCUGCCAAUAUAAAGAAACCUUUUUCAGUGCGAUUUGACCCUUACACCAACAGCAUGGAAGUCUUGGACAAUCCUCAGAAGAUCAAAACUGGCUUGGAAGUUUUAAAAGAGGAAUUGAGGGUUCUUACUGAUGCUCUGAACUUUGUCAGAUAAUAAUGUACAAACCACUGUGCCGAAUGUGCUGGUUUUCUUACGACAUAAAUUUGCUUCUGUGUAGCGCUGCUACACUGUUGUGGGGUUGGAUAGGCUAGCUAGAAAAUAGCUAGAUUGAAAUAAAAGGCACUGGAUUAGGUUUAAAUUUCACAUCUGUGUUUAUAUGUGCACGUGAUAUCAUCUGGAUUCAAGUAGUUUUAGAUUUUAUGUUGAGGGUUUAUAUAUAUAUAUAUAUAUAUAUAUAUAUAUAUAUAUAUAUAUAUAUAUAUAUAUACAGACGUGCUCAAAUUUGUUGGUACCCCUCCACAAAAAACGAAGAAUGCACAAUUUUCUCUGAAAUAACUUGAAACUGACAAAAGUAAUUGGCAUCCACCAUUGUUUAUUCCAUAUUUAAUAGAAAUCAGACUUUGCUUUUGAUUUUCUUUUCAACAUAAUAUUGUAAAUAAGAAAACAAAUGAAAAUGGCAUGGACAAAAAUGAUGGGACUGCUAACCUAAUAUUUUGUUGCACAACCUUUAGAGGCAAUCACUGCAAUCAAACGUUUUCUGUAGCUCUCAAUGAGACUUCUGCACCUGUUAACAGGUAGUUUGGCACACUAUUCCUGAGCAAACUGCUCCAGCUGUCUCAGGUUUGAUGGGUGCCUUCUCCAGACUGCAAGUUUCAGCUCUUUCCAUAGAUGUUCGAUAGAUUCAGAUCAGGACUCAUAGAAGGCCACUUCAGAAUAGACCAAUGUUUUGUUCUUAUCCAUUCUUGGGUGCUUUUAGCUGUGUGUUUUGGGUGAUUAUCCUGUUGGAGGACCCAUGACCUGCAACUGAGACAGAGCUUUCUGACACUGGGCAGUACGUUUCGCUCCAGAAUGCCUUGAUAGUCUUGAGAUUUCAUUGUGCCCUGCACAGAUUCAAGGCACCCUGUGCCAGGCGCAGCAAAGCAGCCCCAAAACAUAACCGAGCCUCCUCCAUGUUUCACUGUAGGUAUGGUGUUCUUUUCUUUGAAAGCUUCAUUUUUUCGUCUGUGAACAUAGAGCUGAUGUGACUUGCCAAAAAGCUCCAGUUUUGACUCAUCUGUCCAAAGGACAUUCUCCCAGAAAGAUUGUGGCUUGUCAAUAUGCAUUUUAGCAAAUUCCAGUCUGGUUUUUUUAUGUUUUUCUUUCAAAAGUGGAGUCCUCCUGGGUCUUCUUCCAUGGAGCCCACUUUCGCUCAAAAAGCGACGGAUGGUGCGAUCAGAAACUGACGUACCUUCACCUUGGAGUUCAGCUUGUAUCUCUUUGGCAGUUAUCCUUGGUUCUUUUUCUACCAUUCGCACUAUCCUUCUGUUCAAUCUGGGAUUGAUUUUCCUCUUGCGGCCGCGCCCAGGGAGGUUGGCUACAGUUCCAUGGACCUUAAACUUCUUAAUAAUAUUUGCAACUGUUGUCACAGGAACAUCAAGCUGCUUGGAGAUGGUCUUGUAGCCUUUACCUUUACCAUGCUUGUCUAUUAUUUUCUUUCUGAUCUCCUCAGACAACUCUCUCCUUUGCUUUCUCUGGUCCAUGUUCAGUGUGGUGCACACAAUGAUACCAAACAGCACAGUGACUACUUUUCUCCAUUUAAAUGGGCUGAAUAACUGAUUACAAGAUUGGAGACAUGUGUGAUACUAAUUAAAGAAACUAAUUAGUUUGAAAUAUCGCUAUAAUCCAAUUAUUUAUUAUCUUUUCUAAGGGGUACCAACAAAUGUGUCCAGGCCAUUUUAGAAUAUCUUUGUAGAAUAAGCAAUAAUUCAUCUCUUUUCACAGCUUCUUUGCUUUAUUCUAUGACAUACCAAAGGCAUGCAAGUAUACAUGAUAAAAUAGCUUUUAAUUUCAUCACUUUUCAGGAGGAAUGAAGCAUUAUUUCAAUGAGCUGUAAGGGUACCAACAAAUUUGAGCACGUCUGUAUAUAUAUAUAUAUAUAUAUAUAUAUAAACCUGAACAUAAAUUCUGAAACUUUGCAUCCAGAUAGAUUUUGUGGCCUGUGACUGGUUUAAACAUCGUCGGAGCAAAAAUAGAUUGAACUAUUGCCCUGACGUCCUUACACCGCCAGGCAAUAGUCUCCGUCUGUCAAGUGAUUGGUUCACAUCAGUCAUUCCCGCCCCUUUUCAAAGGAACACCCUUCUCCCCUGCACUCACAACAAGAGAAAAUGGCUGAACACUGAUUCUGUGAUUUAACAGAAAAUGAAUUACAAAGAAUACUACAAAAGAAAGAUGCUCCAGACACUAAAAUGGUGAUUAAAACGUCACUGUUCUGAAUCGACGAUGUCAACAAAUAUGAUGGCCGGGAUGUAAACUGGAUUAUGCAGCAGUCAGCAAGCCACACGGAGAGCUGGACGCCAAAAAAACUUUUAUAACUACUGUAUGCAGUAUGAACUUCAAAAACAUUAUCUGUUAUUUAUUCUGUUAAUGAUUGAUUUACUUAUGCUGUAUCAGCUAUAUUUAAACUAAAUAUAUAAAGUUGUAUUUAACCUUGCCUCACUUAUUUUCUUGAAUGAUUCAUAUAUUAAAUAUGUACUGCAGACUCGGCCAUAGUGGAAAAUUAAAUGCCACUCGAGAAGACUACUGUUACCGACAGAGGGCUAUAAUGCCUGAAGCUGCAGUCAAAAUAAUGAGAGGCAAGGUUGGAUAGUAAAUAUGACUUUAUAUACAGUAAAGCCAUAAAUAUUUGCAAGUCUGUUUAUAUACGUUUUUCGCAUAUGAAAAAAAGUUAACAUUUAUGGCAUGAAUAUCUUAGUGCAUAAUAAUAUACUACUACCAGUGCAUGCGGUUGCCAACAUUUCUGGAGCAAAAUAGGUUUUAUGGGUGUGAUUUGCCAAAUAUUUUGGGAACAAAUAUUUAUGCUUUACAGUAUUUUGUUUAAAUAUAGCUGAUGCAGCAGAAGUAAAUAACAUGCAUAAAUAACAGAACAUGUUUUUGAAGUUCAUACUGCAAGUAUUUUUCUUCCUUUUUUAGUAUGUUUUGUAAUAAUUUAUAAUUAUUAUAAAUUAUAAUUUAUUUCAGCUUUUUCAUUCUAAUAUUUUAUCUUGUUGUUUAGGAGUGGAGGUGGAGGGUGUUCCUUUGAAAAGGGGCGGGACUGACAGUGAUUUGAACCAAUCACAUGACAGACAGAGACUAUGCCAGGUGGUGUAAGAAUGUGAGGGGAAGAAUUAGUUAAAUCUUUUUUUUUUCCUAUGAUGAGCUUUUAACCAAUCACAGGCCAGAAUUUCCAAGCAUUGACUAUAAUAUAUAUAUAUAUAUAUAUAUAUAAAAAUAUAAUUAAUGUUAAUGGUGUACCAUAGUUAUUCCACCAGUGAGUGUGACCAGAUAUAGGAGCAUGUACAGUCACAGACAAGUAUUUAGGCAUUUUAAAAAAAAUGAGAAAAUCCACAAAAAGUGUUUUCUAUCAUUACUAAUUGUUCUUUUGAAAGAUAUAAAUUAAAGCAGAGAUUCAGCUUUAUAAUAAAACAGCAAAUGAUUACAUAACAUGCAUAAAAUAAUAAUAAAAAAAAAAACGAAUUCCAUAAUUUGGGCAAUCAACAUAUUUCGUAUCAAACCCAUUCAUUGCAAAUUAUUGACAAUUAUCAUGAUUGACCAACACCUGGUUGGGGUUAAAAUGCCCUAUCCAGAUAAAAUCGUGAGAAUGCGUGGUCAACAGCGAGUGAUUUUUGACAAACUGGCUGUUAACCACGUAUAUGAGAACCCUCGUGCCAAAUGUGGCAGAGGGAUAACCUAGGUAAUUAAUAGCCAGUUAAUCCCUCUGCCACAAUAUAAAAACCAGAAGCUUUGGCUGAACGUAGAGUGUGUUCAGAGGCGGAACGAGAUGUGAGUGAAAGAGAAACUAAAAACUUAAAACAUAACUAAUUGCUAGUUUGCUACACCAGCACGAUACUUGUUGGCGUGUUCUGUGUCUGUUUGCUGUGUUUGUCUGUUUUGGGCCAUCGUGCCUUAUGUUUUGAAUAAGUGUUUUGUUUAAGCCUUAUAUUGUUCAAUAAAUCACAUUCAUUCAUUACUCCAGUGCUGACUGUUGUCUGUCUGUCUUCCGCGUCUGUGACAUCACACUACACAGCCAACAUGGCACAGGGCUAUUAUUGACAAACACAUCAGAACAAGAACUACUGCAACUAGCUCCAGGUGUGGAAGACGAAGAAAAAUUUCUGCAAAAUCUGGAAGGAGAAUCAUUCCAGCAGCCUGGCAAAAUCCUUGGAUUACUGCAAAAGAUUUGUCACAACUGAGACAAGAUGGUAAAGAAAUUCACGAGCGAACAAUUCAAUGAUACCUUAACAAGAAAACAAAGAUGCAAACCUUUGUUAAAAUCAAUACACAAAAGAAAGCGAUUGGUUUUCCAUUGAAUACUUGAAGAAGCCUGAUAAUUUCUUCAACCAAAUUUUAUGAUCAGAUGAACCCAAAAUGUAACUUUUUUCACCAAACAAACAAGUGUUUGUUUCAACAGACCAAUUAAGCUUAUAAUAAGCACUUAAUUGGUGCAAUUAAGUAAUUUAUGGCACAGUUGGAACAAAAACCAGGAGGCACACCGUUUCUCCAGGACCGGAAUUGCCCACCCCUGUUCUAAGUUCAUAGGUGGCGGUCCCUGGUCGGCAAAAACAAACUGCUGUCAUUGGCACUCUCGCUACAACAAGCACAAAACAACAGAGAAGAAAUAAUACAUUUAAAAAAAUACAUGGACAAUCGGAAACAAUGAGGUUCAGACCAAUAACAGAAGAAUUAAGGAGAUGUUUUUAAAAGAGCAAGAAAAUGAAAAUACAAGUAGCCUUUCCACUGCCAGUGAUGCUACGGGAGGAGGAACUCGCCCCACUGUCAUCACUUCUGCCGUGAAUUGAUUGAAUGAUUAAUUUAGGCUCCAGCCACAGGUGUAUAAAUAGGGUGAUCACGGGUGACAAAGAGGUUAGUGUGUUUGGAGGUGGAACGAGAGUCUGGAGGUUAAGAGAAAGUAAAACUAGAAAGAAAAAUAAUUGCUACGUGUGCUAGUUUUAGACUAGCACGAUUUUUGUUUUCUUCUGUGUCUGUUUGUCUGUUUUGGCCCACGUGCCAUUUUGUUUGUAUAAGUGUUCUGUUUUGUUUGGUGUUAGGUUAAACCUUUUAUUUUAUUUAAUAAAUAUGCGCAUUAGCGAGUUUUAUACCCUACAAUACUGACUUCCAGCCUGCCACAGACAAAUCCUUAUCGUUAAAGGCACAGUAGCAUCUGCAAGAUGGGUGGCUCUGGGUUUUUCAGCUGGGUGGCAACAAGCACUAAAGCCUGGGACACACAUGAGCGGAGUGGCAUCGUGCAGAAAAAGCAGAGUUUUGCUGCGCAUACUGCCACCAUUUAUUUCUAUGAGACUGAAAUCACAUUGACAAAAGAAUACCGUAGCGGAAAAGUAUCACAGCUGCAUUUAAGCCUGGCAGACACAUGAGCAGCGCAGGCACCGCUAGCAGGGAGCAGUGAGGGGUGAUACCGCAAAAUUGGACAUUUUAAAUAAACGGCAAUGAAAGAUGUUAAUUUAGUAGGGCAACUCUUCAUUAUGCUUUAAAAAAUGUCUUAUGGUUCUGAAAGCUUCAUUUCCCCCCCUUAACUGUCUGUUCUUAGAGAAUUAAAUAUCAAGAACUGUAUUACCCCUAACAGGCACCAAAUAAAACCAGGCCAAAAUGUUUUGAAUGUAAUUUGGGAUUAACAUGUCUUCUUGUUACAUGUGUGUGAGGAAGUAGUACAAUAUAUUAAUCACACAAAUCAUGUUGAUGGAUAUUCUAAAGUUUUCACCCAGAUAUGUAUCAUGCAAUCCCAAACCACUCACCUGAUUGGUUAGAGCUAGAGUUGCAGCUGAGGGAAAAUGUCUCAGCUACAUAAUAUCGCUCCCUAGCAUUAUUUUGCCUUUUUAAAAUUCUGCCGCUGCGAUACUUUUCCGCAAUGGUAUUUUUUCAUCAAUGUGAGUUCAGUGUCAUAAGAAAUAAAUGGUGAGCGAUAUGCGCUACAAAAUGUUGCUUUUCCCGCGGUCCUCAUGUGUGCCCUAGGCUUUAGCUGGGCUACACGUCUGGCUGAAAAGCCCUGGGAAGAAUCUUCUUGGUUUCAUCUUCUUGGUUUAUGGUGAAUUGGUUGUAUUUUAUCAGUUAUUUUUUAAGGCGUAUUUUGUAUUCAUAAAUGUAUCGCAUGUAUACAUUAAAAGUAUUUAUUCAUUGUCA